Molecule: messenger RNA, 3345 nt
Organism: Zasmidium cellare ATCC 36951
Lineage: Eukaryota; Fungi; Ascomycota; Dothideomycetes; Mycosphaerellales; Mycosphaerellaceae
Exons: 3
Coding region: 1-3345 (1114 amino acids)
Biological process (GO): maturation of LSU-rRNA from tricistronic rRNA transcript (SSU-rRNA, 5.8S rRNA, LSU-rRNA); maturation of 5.8S rRNA from tricistronic rRNA transcript (SSU-rRNA, 5.8S rRNA, LSU-rRNA)
Cellular component (GO): nucleolus
Source: RefSeq, a predicted model, not a curated record
AUGUCGAAACGAGACCGAACUGAAGACGGGGAUGAUAGGCCGCCAAAACGAACACGCCAAGAACACCAACCGCCCAAAGUCGAAGAGAUCCAUUUCGCGCGACAGCUUCAGGAUCUUCUCGUCUUCCGUCAAGAUGGCAUCCAGCAACUCCGCAGCGGUAUCGCUUCCUUCAAGGCUUUCCUGGAGAGCAUCUUGUACCAUAGGGAGGAAGAUAAUCGCGGGCGACAGGUGUCCAUCCUGCGAGAGUACCUGGAGACUCAAAAGCCGGCCGACAUCAAGGAUCUAGACCGCCCGUUUCUCUCGCAGCUCUGGCAGGCGUGGUCUUUUGCGAAUCAGAACAACAAUGACUACCUGGCUUCUUCGAUCAGUGCAGUGUUGGCACUACUGCUAAAGACGAUGUCUGGGAUUCUGGAUUUGCGAGAGCAGGGACUUUUGCUGUGUCGUACUGUCAUCCAGCAUCAACACCUGCGCCUGGUAAAGCGCUGUCUUGAUGCGCCGAAGCAUAAGGACUUUGUGAUCUCGCCUUGUUUAAGAUUGUUGACGGAGGUGGCGAGUUUUGAUGGAGGGUCUCUGGCGACUGAACUGUACAAACGCCGAGAGCAGACUUUUGACGUCGGUGCGCUGCGCCGGUUGCUAGGCGCUGUGAAGACUGAAAUCUCAGAAGAUGAAGCCAAGAGAAAGCCUGCUUUGCGAACGCUCACUUUGAGAUACAUUCUCUCACUCUUCAAGUACUUGCACGAAGGCGGCAAAAUCGACGUUCUCAAAAGCAAGCCACUCUGCAAUGCACUAUUCCAUCAUCUAGACGAGGACCCUGCCGAUUUGGUCGUUGAACUUCUCACUACAGUCGAGCAGAACCUCUUGAAAGACUCAGAGCUUCCACGCUCUGCGAAGGCAGCUAUAUUGACGUCUCAAAAUCUGGAGAAAGUCACAAUCAUAUCAUCAAAUGAGCAUGCAGCAUCAGACAAGGCAUUUGCUUGGCUGAAGGCAGUGUGCCAGACUCCAGACUACGGUAUACUGAGACCCAGCGGCUGGUAUCCACCCGGUACGACCAAGACAGAGCAGCACUUGGCCAACAACUACAUCGAUCUCGGACUGGAUAGCUUGGAGUUCUACGAUCGAGAUGAAUCCAUCAACAUCAGGAAUACGACUCUCUUAUCGUGGACUCUGACUCUGCGAGCACAUUCGGUCGAGCGGGAGCGUGAACUUCUCUUAAUCUGCUUCACGUCGGCGCCUGAGCUUGUUGCCGCCUACUUCUCGGAGAAGGGCAUGCAGCUUGAUCCGAAGCUCUCCAAUACCUGGAUCGGAUAUGCCUCGUUAUUGUUCGAGGUCGUGGCGCUUGACAUCAAAACGCACUUCGGUGGUACCGAAGAGACCAUCGCUCUACCGCCUCAAACCACCAUUAUGAUUGAAAGUAUCCUGCCUCGACCUCUGGGGCAAAAGAUCCUAACUCGCUGUCUGAACCAGAGCAGUGAGCUGAUCACCUUCUUUGCGUUGCGGAUAUUGGUCAUCGCACUUCAGAAGCUCCGGACGGUGCUGAGGCAACUGAGUGUGGAGGGUAGUUCGAGCUUGUGGGAUGAAGCGAAAGAGAGACUGACACAGCGAUUCAUUGAUCGUGGUCCAGCGAUCAAGGAUGCCAUCAGUACUUUCCGGAAGAUACCAGAUGACGCUGAGCAUGCGCUUCAGAGAGAGGCCUCGACAAGAGUACUGGCUCUCUAUUACGAAGUCAUACCGCUGCAAGCGAUGGAAGAGCCAUUCGACGUAUCGAUUCCACUCACAGCGGCACUUGCCCGUAGCGAGUCACAGAAGGAUCAGACUAACGAAGUUGAGACAUUGAGGCAGCUCGAACUUCAGCAUUUGCUCACAGUUGCAAGAUACAGCGCGGGGAUGAAGUGGUUCGCGAAGCAAGGUGGACUUGCCUACUCACCCAUUGUGAGCUUGCUUCGAAUCGCUCGAAAGGAUCUGCAGAGCAGGUACAUGAGAACUCUCAUCGGAAAGGUGCUCACUGAGAAUGGCAUUCUCAACACUCGACGAGAAGACGAGGAUCGGAAUGCUGUCGAUGCACUCCUUGGAAGCGUCCUGCAUUUACAAGACGCCAGUCCUGUGUGGGAGUUCCUAGAUGAUUGUAUUGCCAGAGCGGGACGUCAGCCCGUGAAGUACGUGGACACCCUGAAGUCGCUAAAGACAUCAUCAAAGGACGAUGAAUCGCCUCUACCCAGUGUGUUUGCUGGUGUGUUGUUAGAGCAGGCUUCUUUUGUGGCAGCUCAAAAGGACGAGGACAGCAAGGCGAAGGCUUCAUGGACCUUGCUCCUCCUAGGUCUAUUGGAUCACACCUCAGAUUCUGGUAAGCCUCUUCAGCGCUUGACGAAGGCUGUGUCGAAGGUGCUAGCACUGAAACCUAAGCAAAAACAACAUGACGCUACAGCGAUUUUCGAGCAAAUACCGCAAGGCACAGCAGAUGAUCAAGAAACUCAAGUGCUUGAUCAGCGGCCGUCUCAGAAGCCAGGACGAAGCGGUCAUCAAUGGAGCUUCACUCCACCACCACAGGAGCCUUCCAGCCAUCCCGAGCUAACUCGUUGGAGCCAGAAAGAUAUCGACGUGGCAAUCGAAGACGGAGAUAUCGAUGCUCUCAUCUUGUGCCUGUGCUCUACGCACGGCGACAUACGGAAGCAAGGAUUGACGCAACUCAACAGACUCAAGCUCCAGCUCCGCACUGCAACAUACGAGAAUGCCUCCCAGAUCUCCUUGCUCAUCGGAGAGUUGACAGAGACCUUCGAAUUCCGGCACGGAGGGGGAGACUCAGCCCUGCCGUAUGUCGCAGGUACUUUUGCCGUUCGUGCGCUGCAGGUCCUGAUACAGCCGCAUCAUUUCAUCUACCCCAAAGUCAAUCGAUUCCUCAUUCGCGGGCCGGAAUGGCGGGUCAACAGACUGCCAGGCUACUGGCUUUCGAACACCGUGCUGGGCUUGCCAGAAGAAGACGACGCCCAUUGGCGGGAGACGCAAUGGGUUCUCGACUGGCUUGUCGAUGGACUGCGAUCACCGCCAGAUCUUGAUAUUUACAGACGAGGUGAUGUAUUUGAGAAGGUCAUGGCCCUGUGGUCGUCACCAGGAGCGGCGAGUCAUAAGAUGAUUCGCGAGAGGAUCUGUGAGUUGAUCUUCCGAGCCUGCCAUGUGGAAGGAGGCAGCGACACUCUAAUCACACGAGCUGCAGUUCUCAGCUGGCUGGGCAUGGUCACUGAAACGGACUCAGCAAUACCCGAUUCUCUGCGGGAGAUGGUCAUUGCCAAGGCUGAUCCCGCAGCAAGGCGGAGACAGUCGGGCUUCGAAAGCUCCGAAUGGACGAGCUGA